This is a messenger RNA of Ziziphus jujuba (common jujube), 2955 nucleotides long. RefSeq lists its product as uncharacterized. The coding region runs from base 271 to 1593 and encodes 440 amino acids. The record is from RefSeq and is a predicted model, not a curated record. Gene Ontology annotation, molecular function: protein binding. NCBI's taxonomy places the organism in Eukaryota, Viridiplantae, Streptophyta, Magnoliopsida, Rosales, Rhamnaceae. The transcript is spliced from 11 exons.
GUUUUACAAAAAUGUUAGCUGAGUUGUCUUAGAGAACGGACACGCAGCAGCCGUGUGUCCUUCCCGGCGUUUCAUCCCCGUAUCUGCCACUGCCACCUCAUUAGGCAAAUGACAGUAUAAACACUUCCACUCCCCAGGUAUAAUCUAAACCCAGCCGUAUUUUCCCCAGAAACCCUUCAAUCGUCAUUCUAUCAUCGCCAUCGUCGUCGUCAUAGUCGUCAUCUUCAUCUUCUAUCUUCAGCCCCAGCCACUCUCAUCCUCGGUUCUCAAAUGGAUCCAGCCCUUCCAAUUGUGGUGCUUUCGGUCUUUCUCGGUGCCUUAAUCGCCCUGGUCUUCUUUGGAAGCUACCUACGCAAGCGAAGAUCAGAAGUCCAAUCGAUAUCCAAAGCAGAGCCUCAGUCAGAUCCAAAAAAGAGACCUUCGAAGCCUCCCCAGACUGUUGGCAAGAAGUCUCACCCAAAAGCUCACUCACAUGCUUCCGAUAAGGAUCAAAACAAGCGGCAUCAUCCUUUGGAUGUGAAUACUUUGAAAGGUCACGGAGAUGCAGUGACGUGGCUAUGCUUCUCCUCCGACGGCCGUAGUUUAGCGACAGCUUGUGCAGAUGGAGUGAUCAGAGUAUUUAAAUUGGAUGAUGCUUCAAGCAAAAGUUUCAAAUUUAUGAGAUUUAGUUUGCCUGCUGGAGGUCAUCCAAUGGCAGUCGCAUUUACUGAUGAUGCGUCUUCUAUCGUUGUGGCUUCGCAAACUCUGUCUGGUUCUUCCUUGUACAUGUAUGGAGAAGAAAAACCCAAAACUUCUAAUGAAACUAAGCAGCAAGCGAAGCUUCCUCUCCCAGAAGUUAAAUGGGUCCAUCAUAAAGUCCAUGAAAAUAGAGGUAUAAUCACCUUAUAUGGAACGACUGCAAAUUAUGGCAGUGCUGAUGGGAGUACAAUAAUUGCUUCUUGUUCAGAAGGUACUGACAUUAUCCUUUGGCAUGGAAAAACUGGCAAGAUCUUGGGUAAUGUUGACACAAAUCAAUUGAAAAACACCAUGGCUGCUGUAUCACCAAAUGGACGGUUCAUUGCAGCAGCAGCUUUUACAGCUGACGUGAAGGUUUGGGAGAUUGUGUAUUCAAAGGACGGUUCAGUCAAGGAGGUUUCAAAAGUUAUGCAGCUUAAAGGGCACAAGAGUGCAGUAACUUGGUUAUGCUUUGAUCCAAACUCGGAGAAAAUCAUUACAGCAUCAAAAGAUGGUUCAAUGAGACUUUGGAAUAUCAAUGUUCGGUAUCAUCUUGAUGAGGAUCCAAAAACUCUGAAGGUGUUUUCAAUUCCACUUCAUGAUUCAAAUGGUGCUACUUUGCAUUAUGACCGUCUCAGCCUAUCGCCUGAUGGAAAGAUACUGGCAGCAGCCCAUGGUUCAACAUUGCAAUGGUUAUGUGCUGAAACUGGAAAGGUUUUGGAGACAGCUGAAAAAGCCCAUGACGGUGAUAUCUCAUGCAUUUCGUGGGCACCCAAGACCAUUCCCUUGGGUGAUGCUCAAGUCUUGGUCUUAGCUACAGCAAGUGUCGACAAGAAGGUAAAGCUGUGGGCAUCUCCACAGCUCCCGUUGUCAUCGUAGAUAGGGAGUACCGUAGAGUAAUCUUAUAACUAGGAGUACCGUGGAGUAAUCUUAUAACUACACUUUUACAGUCUUGAUACACCUUUUAUCCCCCCAAGUUAGUCUUUUCCGAUUGAUGAAACCCAACCCGCAUAUGUGAUAGAGAGCUACAAACGUGGAAUAGCUGGGGCUUAGGAAUCAAACUGAUAAAGCAAAGCAGUUGUCAACUGGGAUGGCCGGAGUUUAGUCUUUUUCACUCUUAUUUUAUAUAUAUAUAUAUAUUUGGAGGGAGACUUUACUGAGAGUUUGUUCAUUAUAAAUUUUCAUGUGGAUUUGGAGAUUGAUUGGUAUUACUUAAAAAAGUUUCUGUAACUGCCUUCGUAUUUUUGUCGAUGUUUGAAUACGCACCAAGGAUUGUUUUUGAUGAACCCGCAUAUGUUAUCGGAGAGCUCCAAACGUGGAGUACGUAGGGCUUAAGAAUCAAAAUGAGAAAGCAGUGUCAUACUUUUGUAAAUGUUUGAACAUGUACAAGGAUUGUACUGGAGAUUGAUUUUCUUGUAACUUUCUAUUGCAUUCAUUGUUGCAAAAUGGAUGAAAAUUUUGGUUUUUGCCAAUGUUUACACCAAAAAAGUGGCACCCCGAAUUGUUUUUGGAAAGUUAGUAUAACUCGCCCACCGUGGGGCUCGAACCCAAGACCAUUCCCUUGGGUGAUGCUCAAGUCUUGGUCUUAGCUACAGCAAGUGUCGACAAGAAGGUAAAGCUGUGGGCAUCUCCACAGCUCCCGUUGUCAUCGUAGAUAGGGAGUACCGUAGAGUAAUCUUAUAACUAGGAGUACCGUGGAGUAAUCUUAUAACUACACUUUUACAGUCUUGAUACACCUUUUAUCCCCCCAAGUUAGUCUUUUCCGAUUGAUGAAACCCAACCCGCAUAUGUGAUAGAGAGCUACAAACGUGGAAUAGCUGGGGCUUAGGAAUCAAACUGAUAAAGCAAAGCAGUUGUCAACUGGGAUGGCCGGAGUUUAGUCUUUUUCACUCUUAUUUUAUAUAUAUAUAUAUAUUUGGAGGGAGACUUUACUGAGAGUUUGUUCAUUAUAAAUUUUCAUGUGGAUUUGGAGAUUGAUUGGUAUUACUUAAAAAAGUUUCUGUAACUGCCUUCGUAUUUUUGUCGAUGUUUGAAUACGCACCAAGGAUUGUUUUUGAUGAACCCGCAUAUGUUAUCGGAGAGCUCCAAACGUGGAGUACGUAGGGCUUAAGAAUCAAAAUGAGAAAGCAGUGUCAUACUUUUGUAAAUGUUUGAACAUGUACAAGGAUUGUACUGGAGAUUGAUUUUCUUGUAACUUUCUAUUGCAUUCAUUGUUGCAAAAUGGAUGAAAAUUUUGGUUUU